This is a messenger RNA of Staurois parvus, 370 nucleotides long. The record is from the annotation of a GenBank genome assembly. Lineage: Eukaryota; Metazoa; Chordata; Amphibia; Anura; Ranidae.
AUAAUUUUGCAUUUCCGGGGAGAGAACUGUAAAUAAACAAUACAGUUCUCUCCCAUCAGCUCCUGCAUACUGCUAUGCAUGGCUUUGCAUAGCAGAGCCAUGCAUAGCAGCGUGCUUGCAGUGAAGCACACACACACAGCACACAGCAAAACAACACACAGUUAACCCUUUGAUCGCCCCAGAUGUUAACCUCUUCCUGCCCAGUGCCAUUAGUACAGUGUCAGUGCUUUUUAUUAGCACUGAUCACUGUAUUGGUGUCACUGGGGAUGUUAGUGACACCAAGUCAUUUCCCUCCAGUGUCAGAAUGCCCACCGCAGUCCCAAAGUCCUGCUAUAAGUCGCUGAUCACAGCUAUUACUAGUAAAAAUAAA